UAACUCGCGCGGAGUGUUACGCGCUUGAGUAACAUCGCAUUGGAUAACUACAAACAAACAACAAACAAGCUUCAAAUCUUCCUCCAACUGAAUAAUGAUGUGUUUUCCAAAGGAUUCAGAUUUUAAUCAUACUGAUUAAGUGUUUACUGCUCGAAAGCGAAGACUGGGCGUUUAGAACUUUAGAAUUUCGCGGAUUGACACUGAAAGGGGGUUACAAGGACCAAGAUGGCGACCAGUGCCAAAAUGUCUUUCAACUACUACCAAAAUGGAAAAUAUGGCACGUUGCCUCAAAAUCCCCAGAAAGACAUGGAAGUUACACAAGACAUGCAUCUUAAAAUGUCAAAGAAGAUCGCUCAGCUCACAAAGGUCAUCUAUGCUCUCAACACCAAGAACGAUGAACAUGAUGCGGUCCUUCAGAGCAUCAAGGAACAGCAUGAGUCUGAGCUGCAGCAGCUGCUGUCAGAAACCAAAGAAAAAGUGGAACUCUACAAAAACAAAAUCAAUGCUGACUCGGAUCAUCGGAAGAAAAUACAGACCCUCGAAGCAUCCCUGGCAGAACAAGAAAAAUAUAAAAGUUCCGCCUUGGAUGAGUUCGAGAGGUUUAAGAAGCGUGCAGAAGAGAGAGAAUGUGAGUUGAAGACAGAACAUUCCAAAAGAAUUUUAGACCUUUCGCAGGAAGUGUUGAAAGCUAAGCAUGAGUUCGAAGAAAAGAUUGUUAAAUUUGAGGAAUGGAUGCAGCAACUUGACAUUGACAAAGCUAGAGCUUUGGAUGAAGUUAAACAGAAACAUGAACUUGAGUUAGAUGAACUACGAACAUUUCAACGAUCUCAAAACAGUGACUGGUUAAAUGAGUGUGCAAAAGUUGAGGACAAGUUUAAAACUGAAAUUCAGGAGUUGAAGGAUAGAGUAGAUGCUUUACAAGAUGAGAAAGUCAAAUUGGAAGAAGAUCAUGAACUGAAAAUGUCCAAAGCACAAGCCUUUUUUGAGAAAGAGCUUGAAGCUUUGAAGACAUCUCAGAAUUCCACACUGGAGGGAGACAUGGUGAAGCUUCGGCAGGAACAGGAGAAAAUGGUGAAGGAUUUCGCAGCGUUAGAGAAGGAGCUGAAGACACAGAUUGAUCAGCUUAUCAAUCAACUUUCGGAGAGUGAGGAGUCCGUGGAGAAACACAAACAUGAACUUUUACAGUUACAGAAUAGUCUCAGGGACAAAGACAGCACUUCACAUGAAGUGAACAAACAGUUAUCAGAUCAACAGGCGGAGGUUGAAAGGUUGUCCACAAGGCUACAUGCUGUUGAGACAGAUCUGUCUGCAGUGACGGAGCGAUGUACACAACAGGCAGCAGAGAUGCUGAGGAAGUCAACACUGAUCGGGGAGCUAGAAGCCACAGUCAUUCAGAAGAGUAGUACAAUAGACGAGCUCAAAGCACAGGUAUCCAAGUUGAAAGACAAACUGGCUUGGCUGGAAUCAGAGAGGAAGAAUUUAGAAAGUCAAAAACAGAACCUGUCAGAGGAACAGCAAUCACAGCUUAAGUCUUUAGAACAGUCCCUGGAAGACUUGUCUGUGGAGAAGCAGACCCUGCAGCAGAGACUGGAGCGGGAGAUCCAGAGUCUGCAGGACAAGUACAAGCACAAGGAGCAGCAGCUCACAGCCGCACACGACGCCGCCAUCAACACCCUCAACCGAGAACACCGCGAACAGAUGGACCAACAGAAGACAGCUGCUGCUGAGGUCCUGGAACACACUAAACAGGAGUACCAGGGCAAGUAUGAUGAGGAUGUGCAGCAACUGACUGCAGGCAAAACUGCUGUCAUGGUGGAGUUCGAGAGGGUCAAAGCAGAGUUGUACAGCAAACUGCAGAUCACCGAGAAUGAGGUGAAGAGGCUGGAGGGGCUGGUGCAUGAGAGUGAGAACGGCCUGGGAUCAGCAACCUCCCACAUCACCAACCUGAAGGAAGCGGCCACCAAGCUCAAGUAUGAGCUGGACACAACUCGGGCUGAGCUGAAGGCAACCAAGAUCUCCGAGGCCAAUUUCAAGGCGGAGCUGGACAAGCUGAAGUUGCUGCAUGCCAGCAAGCUGGCAGAACAUCAGCUGGAGAUGAAGACCCGUCUGGAGGAGCUGGCCACCGAGCUGGACAACAAGUGGACAGGCACCUUGAGGAUGGAGUGUAAGAACCUGAGGGAGGAGCUGGUGGAGCAGAAGGAAGAUGAGAAGAAGUCCGCUCUGGCUCAGCUGACCAGGCUGAAGGAUCAAGAGCUGGUCACCAUGCGGUCAGCCCUGGACACCAAGAUAUCGGACCUACAGAAACAGAUUGCACUGCUAGUGCAGAGUGUUCAGCAGUCCGAGUCCAAGUCCAGCAGUGCCCUAGACGCCAUCAAGUCGGAGUCAGAGGCCGAGAAGAAGCGGCUGAUGCAGGAGAUGCUGGACGCUGCCCAAGACUAUGCCAACAAGAUAGCAGCCAUGGAGACAGCUCACCAGGACCAGAUACAGAAACUCUCCUCCACGAAGAACUCCGAGACAAUGCAGGAGACUGGAGGAGCUACCAGUGGAGACUCACUACCCAAGGAAAUGGAGAAGAAGAUGCGGACGCAGCACAUUGAGGACAUGAAGGCCCAGACAACAGCUCACAGGGCUACAGUGGAGAGCAUCAAGGAGCAGGCCGACAGGGCCAGGCUCACCGAGGUGUCCGACAUGGCUGACAAACACAAGACUGCACUAGCCGAGCUGCGUGAUGAGCUGACCAGCUCCCACCUGCAGGAGCUGGAACAACUGAAGCUGAGCCACCAGGGGGAGCUGACAGCUGCCAGGAUGCAGCUGGAGAGAGCUGUAGAGAUCUCUAAACAAAAGGACAAUGACCAUUCACUGAGGAUAGAAGAUCUACAAGGGGAGAUAACUCAGCGGGAGCGGCACAUCAAGAACUUGGAGGAGGAGAUACGCAAGUUGCAGAAUGACAUUGAUCAACUGAAGAAAGAGAUCACCACAAAAGGAAAGGAAGUCCUCAAAGCCAGGAGUGAUGCUAACAGCAGACUCAAGUCUCAAGAGGAGCAGCUCCAGGGCCGGCACCAGCGGACAUUGGACAACCUGUCUGCUGACCACAUCCGUGAGAUGCAGGACAUGGUGGCGCAGUUCAACCAGGCCCAGGAUAUGCUGAAGGAUAAGAUCUCCGAGCUGCAGAUACAACUGGAGGAGGCAGAAGAGAGGUAUGAGAACCGUGAGUCCCGCCCAGAAGACCUGGAGCUGAUUCAGCAGCUGCGAGAUGCUAUAGCGGAGAGAGAGCAGCGCCUCAAGGAGAUCAUGGAUGAGAAGCGGUUCUAUCAGCUGGAGCUGGUCAACAGGGAGACAAACUUCAACAAGGUCUUCAACAGCAGUCCUAACGUCGGCAUCCUCAACCCUCUCAAUGUCAAGAAGAGGAAGGGUGACAAGAACCCAGCCAAACAUUCGAGUGCCCCGAGCCUGUCCGGCAACAACCAGCGUCUAGACCCCCUCCCAGGGUCCCCACUGCAUGAUGAGCGCCUCAACCCAGCCAAACCUCUACCACAGCCAGCCUUUACCAAAAAAUUUGUCCGAUAAAUCUUACAUCCCUUGGUCUUGUCUGUCCACCUCCAUAGCUACAAGUAGCUGAAUUCCAGUAUUCAUCAUCACACGUCACUGUACAAAGAGUAUCUGAUUGUAUACAAGUAUUAUCAUGAAUGUAAUAUAUAUUUGUAUGGAGAGCAUUAACUAUUUAUAUCAUACCAAGCAUUGUUAGUCCAAUGAUUAUGUACAGCAUGUAGUAUAAACUUUGUGUAAACAUUCAUGAAUGAUUAUGGAUAUGAGGUAAGAUUUGUUGUGAAGGUCAAGAUACUGGUAAUGAUAUGAUUCAUGUUUGACCCAAGUUUUGUUCAUGAAAAGUUUGGGCUGUCUUCGCAGGUGCCAUCCAUUGCUGUAUAUCACAGUUGUCAAUCUUGACCUUCCUGUGUCAUUUCCGUCCUGGCAUGGAUGGCACUGGGAGACAUCUGACCCAAGUAUUUAAGCCAAUGUAUUUAUUUAUAUUAUUCACAUUAAAUGUGUAUUCUACAAGUUCUGUCUUUAUUUUACCUAGUGCACAAUAUUUUAUUUUGCCACAAACUGUGACUUUACCUCUGUGUCAAAUUGUUUAUUAAUGAUUCCCCAUAUUGAUGAAGUUGGUUGUGUUUGAUGCUCCUGUGUUUAGAAGCAGGUUGCUGUGGGGUUGAACUUACCGGUAUGGAGCUGGGUUUGGGUUGAACUUACCUGUAUGGAGCUUGGUUUGGGUUGAACUUACCGGUAUGGAGCUGGGUUUGGGUUGUAUCUGUGGCAGCCUUCAUGGUCUCUCUGCCAGGAAUCUAUGUGUGUGUUGUCAUUUUGGAUUGUGAAGCAACUUGAAUAAAGUCCUGUUAUGGCCUUGUGCUUGUCACUCAGGGUCCUGUGUUGGCCUUGUGCUGGUUACUCAGGGUCCUGUGUUGGCCUUGUGCUGGUCACUCAGGGUCCUGUGUUGGCCUUGUGCUGGUCACUCAGGGUCUUGUGCUGGUCACUCAGGGUCCUGUGUCGGCCUUGGACUGGUCACUCAGGGUCCUGUGAUGGCCUUGUACUGGUCACUCAGGGUCCUGUGUUGGUCUUUGUGCUGGUCACUCAGGGUCCUGUGUUGGUCUUGUGCUGGUCACUCAGGGUCCUGUGUCAGCCUUGUGCUGGUUACUCAGGCUCCUGUGAGGGCCUUGUACUGGUCACUCAGGCUCCUGUGUCGGCCUUCUGCUGGUCACUCCGGCUCCUGUGUCGGCCUUGUACUGGUCACUCCGGCUCCUGUGUUGGCCUUGUACUGGUCACUCAGGCUCCUGUGUCGGCCUUGUGCUGGUCACUCAGGGUCCUGUGUCGGCCUUGUGCUAGUCACUCAGGCUCCUGUGAGGGCCUUGUGCUGGUCACUCAGGCUCCUGUGUCGGCCUUGUACUGGUCACUCCGGCUCCUGUGUUGGCCUUGUACUGGUCACUCAGGCUCCUGUGUUGGCCUUGUACUGGUCACUCAGGCUCCUGUGUCGGCCUUGUACUGGUCACUCAGGCUCCUGUGUUGGCCUUGUACUGGUCACUCCGGCUCCUGUGUCGGCCUUGUGCUGGUCACUCAGGCUCCUGUGUCGGCCUUGUGCUAGUUCCACGAUCACGGUCUCCCCUCAGUGUGUGUUUGAUAAGGACAUUCUGAAGAUGAAGUGAAUGUAUUGUGUUAAAUGGUCCUGUUUUGAAACUUGUUGACCUUACUGCUGAAUUAAUGUUUGCUGAUAUUGUGGUUCCCCUAAAAUGUUCGGAGGAUAAUACAGGUUUCCCAGCAUUAAUUCUUUUACAGUAGUUUACGCAGUUUUUGUGGUGAUUUAGAACAAGACAUGGAAAUAUUAGUUGUCAAUGAAUAUGAAUACAUGUAUGAGUGUUUUAGUAACUUUUCAUGUCAGUAUUACAUUUGUUACAAAUAUGCUUAUGUGAUCAUGAAAACCCUUCCAAACUAAAUGAAUCAGUACAUCUGGUAGCUUCAGGGACAGUGAUAAGUCUUGAAGAUACUGACAGAUGCUGAGUAACAGAUGCUUGAAUAUGCUUGUGACACUUCAUCUUUUGAACACACAGCUAUGAAACAAUAUGCUGUGCACUCGUGUUUUGCUUGUACAUGUACAUGAAUGGCCAUCUCUGCGACAUGGACCAAUGGGUUUACAAUGUCAUUACCUGGUUGUAUAAGGAUGUUGUAGUGCAUCAUAUGUGUCAUUACUCAAAAGGUAAAAUGAUCUAUUUCAGUGAAAUAUUCCCAUGUGACAGUUUAUCUUAGGGCCAACAAAGAGGCACUCAUGGUAUCAAAGAUUGAAUAGAGUCAAUUAUGAUGUGCUGGAUAAGUGAGAUUGUGAUAGCAACCAUUGUGUGUAGAAUUGUAACAAGACAGCAUCUGGCCAUCCAGAUAGGAAGAUUUUGUCGUAUGUAAUGAUAAAGUGUCAGUGUUAUCCAGAGCGUGCCAUGUCAGUCUAGAAGUGCUGUGUGUCUGUUGAUUCAUCUUCCUUGUUAAUACAUCCAUGUAACACAUCAGUCUCACACAGUUAGCUCUGUUGCUAGUGUAAGUCUUGUCAUGGUACUGACACAGCAACAGUCAUAACACAAGGCUCAGAACCUUGACAGGAAACUGCAGUAAAGACCAAUCCCUGUGGAUUACCAAGGUACAUCCAAGUGCUACACUGUGCUAAGACUGUUUAUUCUCAGAUGGUGAGCCUGCUAGAAAACAAGGGGACACAUGUACCCUGUCAUCUAGUGUGCUGCGAUUUGCUGUGCUGAGUUGCAUCCCUUAGUCAUGUAAGAAUCAAAUGAUCAUGGGUUCAAAACCAAGAUUCCCUGACUAUGAAUCUUGGUUUAUCAGCACCAUCCCUGGGCUUGUGGGUUUCACCAAAGUGGUAAACGUCAAGGAACUGCAUCACUUAAACUGACAUGUUGUGAUAUAACUGAAAUACUGUACAAGACAGCUCUCUUCAAAAAUAAAAACGUAUGUCAUGAAAUGUUUCCCUUUUGGAAGUCCACAUAUAUAACUCAUUCUUGUUCAUGGUUACAUGAAUUGAAGAAAGGGUAUUAUUUCCUUGCACAACAUGUCCCAGUAUGUUGAGGAAUAUUCAUAGCUUCGCUUGCCUCCCAGUCCAGCCUCACCUCAAGCAACUAACUUGUCCAAAGUCAGUGCCUAUAUUCUCCUUUUAUUAAUUUAUUCUAUUUUAAGUGAUUAUUUUAUGGCAUAUUAAAACCAUAGCUGUGAUAUUUUACUUUAUAUUUGCAAUUUCCCACUUUUAUAAUGUCAUGGAUAUUAUGUAGGGUUGAGAAGGUACAGUUUCCACAUGAGCCUCGUACUACAAGCAUGGUCGGCAUACGUUUGUGUGUUCCACAUCUAUGUUGGCACAUGGAGGUAUCCUACAGCAUGUCUGAGUAGUCUCCUCUGUAUACCAGGUAUGUGUCCGCCACCUGCUUCAAGUAGCAGGGUGGUGUCUUUACUUCAGGGUGAGAGGGUUGCCAUGUCCUUGUUGAACAUUGAACUGACUAUAAUGAAACAUGAUAACUUGUGUAAGUCUGUACAUUGCCUUCUCCUCCUGUGCCAUGUAUAUACCACAUUUCUACCACCAACAUAGCCUCGGCCAAAAUAAACAUGAAUGAAGUACCGCUAA
Molecule: messenger RNA, 7156 nt
Organism: Haliotis rufescens (red abalone)
Lineage: Eukaryota; Metazoa; Mollusca; Gastropoda; Lepetellida; Haliotidae
Product: protein FAM184A-like
Exons: 18
Coding region: 226-3567 (1113 amino acids)
Source: RefSeq, a predicted model, not a curated record